UAAUUAAAAAGAAAAAGAAAUUAGGUCUAGAGAGUUCAUACUCGCAAAAAAUAAUACAUAGUUCUCUUGUAAUUAAAACAUUUUAUUGUGUAUUAAUGUAUAGAUUUGCUUUUCUUUCUUAAAUGUAUUUGCUUUCUUAUUUUUAAUUGGCAUAUCUUGUAUUCAACAAAAUGUUGAGAGUGAAGGAUUUUUUAUAUAGACACAGGAGGAAAUUUCUGAUUGGAGGUGCAGUUAUAGGUGGUGUUGCUCUCCUCAGUCGUUAUGCAGAACGUAAGCUUAUUGAAUGGCACGAUCAACAGACACGAAUCUUACUGGACAAACAGAAAAAGCGACAACAUUAUGAAAACACACACAGAACAGCAAAUGCUACAGUUAUGAGCUUGUCAGUCAGUAUGAAAGAAGUAAUUUCCAAAGAGCUAGAUGCAGAUGCACUUCUUCAAGCAGUGAGGGAACAGCCUCAACACAAACAUAAUAUUUGGCAGCAACUCAAGAUUGUGGGAUUCAGUCGUGCUGUUUCAACUGUUUAUGUUGCAAGUUUGGUGUCCUCAGCUGUGCAUAUACAACUCAUGCUACUUGGAGGAUACACAUUUGGGGACCUCGUACAUUCUGGUCAUGCAGGCAUACCAAUAUCUCAAGCACUACAGCAAAAAUAUCUUGCAAUUCUUCACUACCUUGUUGAGGAGGGAGUUCCCAAACUUUUGCAGCAUGUGACACAAGCUGUCACCCAUAUAAUCUCUGGAUUGCCUCUUAAUCGACCUCUUACUUUAUGCCAGUUAGAAGGAAUCUUCCAGGAAAUUAAACUUGACCUAGCUGGAGAAGCUGUCUGUGAAGGCGGCCUUCAGGAGAGAAGACUGGCUAAGCUUGAGCCAUGGAGCAGAUAUGUACUUCUUGCUCCUGUACCACCUGAAGGUGGAACAGGUGAUGAUAGGAUACUCUACAAUAUGUUAAUUGAAACAAAUGAUAUUCUUGAUUGUGAAGAUUUUAGUACUGUAAUGGACACUUUAAUUCAACAUGGUUUUAAUCAUUUGUUGGACAGAAUUGCUGAAUUUUAUCCACUCCCAAAAAAUCAACUUGGGGCCAGUGGAUCUAAUGAGAAUUGGGUGGAUAAUGUUAGUCGAGAUGUUCCAGCUAGUGUGUGUGACAAUGCUGGUGAGAGUUCUUCACUACAACAUCCUAUUACUACUACCACUAGUUUCUCUCAGAACAGCUCCCUUCCUGUGGCUAAGUUAGUUCCACUUUUAUCUGGGGUGGUGCAUGCAGCUUUAUCCCCGGCACCUGGGCAGCUCUUGCAGAAGGUUCUCACAGUUGACAAACUUGAAUCACUGGGAGCAAAUGUUUAUGAAGCUUUUGCAUUGCCUCUUGGACAGCAGGUAUGAGGUGCAUUUAUUCUAAACAACUACGUAAACAUUUAUAUGUUGAUUGCUGAAUUGAGUUAUUCAUCAUAUAACUUUUGUUAAAUCUAAAUUACACUGUCAAAAAAUAUAAAUUGUCAGGAAUAUGCUGGGUUUAUAUAAAACAAAUUCUAGAAAUAUACAAAAUGUUGCUGUAUUUCCCAUCAUAUGAUGCAUAUUUUUUCCAGACUUUUUAUUAAAAAACUGCAUUUAUUUAACCCAUAUCAUCAGUAUUACUGAAGAAAAAAUAAAUUUUUUAUUUA
Messenger RNA from Cherax quadricarinatus, 1654 nucleotides. RefSeq names its product peroxin 3 (gene Pex3). NCBI's taxonomy places the organism in Eukaryota, Metazoa, Arthropoda, Malacostraca, Decapoda, Parastacidae. Gene Ontology annotation, cellular component: peroxisomal membrane. The record is from RefSeq and is a predicted model, not a curated record. Gene Ontology annotation, molecular function: protein-macromolecule adaptor activity. Gene Ontology annotation, biological process: protein import into peroxisome membrane.